UACUCUAAAUCUACUCUACUCCUGAGUAGAAAAAACGUAAAAACCCCGUAAAAAUCAUCAAAAACGUAGAAAAUCUCAACAAAAUUCAAAAAAGAAGUUGAAAAAAAAUAAAUUAAAAAUAGAAGAUAAAAAUAAUUAAAAAAUCGCAGGAAAGCCGUCAAAAAAUCGUCCAAAAAAACCGUCAAAAAGGACAAUCAAAACAACUUCAAAAAAUAACCUAAAAAAAAUCAUGCGCACCGUCACCUCCAUCAAACACCCCAUCCAAGCGUUCAUCCGCAUCAUCAUCGACAUGACGUCGCGACGCCGCCUCUCCCGCCUCCUCCUCCGCCUGCCCCCCGGCUGCUUCCCCCCCUACCGCAUACUCAUCACCCGUCUCGUCGUCGAAAACAACAGAAAAGCUAGAAUGAACCAAAAGCAUAGCCAAACCCUUUAUUCCUCUUCCUCAAACGAUGAUGAUGAUGAUGAUUACAAUGAUGAUGAUGAUUGGAUGGGGCAGGAACGAAAUCACGAGAUCAACACGAGCACGCCUUUACGAAGGAUCACCGCGGACGAUUUAAAGGCGGUGCGCCUGCGCAAAAGCGGAGUCGCCGAUGGGGCGGCGUCGCGACGCACCGAAGAGAUCGGCGAUUUGCUGGACGUGCUAAGGAAGCGUUUCGCCGUGAUGCAUUCGUCGGUGAUGAGCGACUACGGGAGCACCUGCGACGCUUCGAGUGUUUCGGUUGGUAAUACUGAGAGCGGUUGGUAGUAGUGGAGGUAGGGCAGUUGGUAGUACUGGUGUUUUUAAUUAUUUAUGUAACAAAUCUUGUAUUGAUUUUGAAGCCCCGUAAAAUCGGGUAUAGUCGUGCUAGAGAAGUAAAAUUUUUACAAGAGGUAACCUCAUGCGUUUACUUAUAGUGUGCAAAGUAGCAUCAUCGUCACUCAACUCCAAUGGGUCUACCGGGCUCUUUGAAAGGGUCGUGCUUUUGGGGAAAAUUCGACCUAACAUGAAAACUGCAUGGUCUAUUUCGAAGGAGUGGGUAGACCCUUUGGAAUUGAGGUGGGAUGGUUAUAUUCGGUAGACUUCGAGAGAACUUAUGAGGUAAUGCUUGGUGUAAAUUUAAAGUCUCUAGCUCGAUUGUAGGAAAUUAUACGGGACUUGGAAAAAUGUUUCCAAUUUUUACGAACAGUGUAGUUCUUUCCAGCUUUUUUAUAGUUGUAAUGUUGGCAAUAAAUUUAUAAUAUCAAGUUGGUAA
This is a messenger RNA of Phyllotreta striolata, 1232 nucleotides long. Lineage: Eukaryota; Metazoa; Arthropoda; Insecta; Coleoptera; Chrysomelidae. The record is from the annotation of a GenBank genome assembly.